UGCCAGUUAAUAUAAAUUUUUUUGGAGAUUUUUUGUUCAUCCAUUUUAGAAUUACAGUCUCGUCGUAAACCUUCUCUCUCUCUCUCUCUCUGUGGGUUUUGCUGUCUGGCUCUGGAAUUUUCUUCCAGCUUUCAUCUUCAAAUUGGAGAUUAAGUGGAAGACCAUGUUGUUGCAUUCUUGGAGUGUUUAUCCUUGUUCUUCUUCUUCCUCACUCAAACUUGGUUUGGGAAGCCUUCAAAAUCUCCUUAUUGGGUUCAAAAACCCAAAGCGCUCCUACAUAUCCACUCGUCCCAGAGCUCAGUUCUCUCAAGAAAUCGCUCAGCUCGUCCAAAACAAGGUCUUGAUUGCAGCUGGUGCUUCGGCGGCAAUUGGGCAGCUGUCUAAGCCUUUCACUUCUGUACUACUUUAUGGCAGAGAUUUCGAUCUCAAGGCCGUUAUUCGGGCUGGGGGCUUCCCUUCUACCCAUUCCUCUGCAGUGGUAGCUACUGCAACAUGUCUUGGUCUUGAAAGGGGUCUCUCAGAUUCAAUAUUUGGGUUAACCAUCGUUUAUGCAGGCCUUAUUAUGUAUGAUGCUCAGGGUGUAAGAAGAGAAGUAGGAAUUCAUGCAAAGACACUAAACAAAGUCCUGCAAGCAAAGCCAGAGGCGAAUAAUAUUAAUGAUAAUAUUCCAACCAGGCAAACAGAUACUAUUGAUUAUUUUCAAUCUGGAAUUUUGGAGAGCCGUGGCCCUAAGUUGUCGAAGGAAGGAAGAUAUGUUACAUCAAAACCAGCAAAUGCUCUUUUAGUAUCGAAAUCAGAGAAUGAAACAAAGCAAAGUAAUGAGGUGCAGAUUCCUUGUGGAGUUGCAGGUGAUAUUGUUGAGGAAAGAAAUAUGAAUUCUUUUAUUUCAACUUAUCCAUUAAAAGAAUCAGUAGGACACACUGAGGUUGAAGUUGCAGCGGGUGCUUUGUUAGGUUUCUUGGUAAGCUUGGCUGUAUAUGCCGUGCUAUGAUAUUAUAAGAGAUGAUAAUUCAUUGUUUUUAUAUAUAUAUCUAUAGUUCCACAUUCAAUACAAAACAGUGAAAGUAUACAAAUCAUUGACCUUUUUUUUUUUUUUUUGGUCUUGUAUGUGAUCAAUAUCAUUAUGUAUCUCUUGUUUCUUUUCUAUAUAUUGAUCUAUGUAUUAAGGAAUUAAUUGAGGAAUGGAUAGGAGGUGGUAGAAGGUAGUGGUGUGGAUGCAUGCAUAGAUGCUGAAUCAUUAGAUGUCUAGUUGGUAAUAAAUGAACACAUGUGCAUGUAAGCUCAUAUAAGUUGGUAGGGAAGAGGGAUGUAUAUGAGCCACAUCUGCAUGUCAGCUUUUAAAUUUGGAUCAUCGUAUUUCUAUAUAUAAUUAAGCUAAGCUAAGCUAAGCUAGAUAGCUAUAGAAACAGGACCCUACUCCAUGUCCAUAAUCAAUUAUAAUAUACCUAUUUCACUUUUGUCUUUCUUAUUUAUGUGUGUGUGUAUAUAUAUAUAUAUAUAGAGUUUAUUACAUGUAAUAUAUAUAUAUAUAUAUAUAUAUAUAGAAUUUAUUACAUGUACAUGAUACAUAAUUAUGUAAAUUAAUAAAAAUAAAAUCUACUUAAUUAGUCCAUUUCCCCCUCUCCCUCAGCUGCCAUCCCUUUACAUUAUAUUAAUAUUUACUUAUUGUUGAUUGUGAUUGAUGAGUACUCUAUUUAUGUAUAUAUCUAUAUGGUCAUUAAAUGAAAGUAUAAAUUUUGCAUUCCUUUGGGAACUAUCUAAACAAAUAUAUUUUACUAUCUAAACAACCAUAUCAUGCACCUUGCCUUCUGGAAUCACUGAGAAUUUGGUAAGCCAGCCAAUACAAAGAAAAACCAUAGCUUGCCAAAUGUUCAUCUAGAUCUAUCUGGCGUCCAAUAAAGUGCUCAAUUGGAGAAUUCAGUGGAUUUGUAUCAUCUAUUGGCAGAAAUACUUACAAACAAUCCUUCUACGAAGUUCUGGUGUAAGAAAUAGGAGCUCCUGAAGCAUUUCAUGAACUCUUUCCAUCAAAAGUCUACAAAGAUGCUCUAUCCUCACCAAUGAUUCUAGGUUUGACAUUUGGUUGCUCUGGUCUAGGCAGCCUUUUGAGCAAUUUGGUGUGGCUGAUAAUAGUUGUGCUGUUGGUAAUGCAUUUGGAAGUAGGACAAGUUCUGUUAGUCACGAAGAUUUUCAACUGCAGAUUCAGAGGCCAAGCUUCUUUGUUCCUUUAGAUAUUGCAUUGAGAAGCUUCAAGAUCGGAAGUGUGAUUGGUUGUUUUAAAAGAAUGAUGGGGAUUGUGAGGCUGCUAGAGAGAAAUUCCAUUAUGAUGCUAAAACUAGAGAGAUGAAUCGUGGAACUACAACCCUUAGUAUGUUUCUUCUGAUCGGAAAUUUUCUGCAUGAAGAAUAAGGAUGGAACUUUUACUCAGUUUAUGGCUCCUCAGUCCCUCAUUGUAAGGAGGGCUUUGUUUUGAGUACAGAUUUCAUUAUAACCUUUGGGUUCCAGUGCAUAUGUUGGAUUUUUGACCUCUCACUUUUGAAAGCCAACUGGAGCUAUCAGGAAAAUAUAUAUAUAUACACAACCAUCUUCCGUAACUGGCAAAGCGGCUUUCCCAAAGGGAAAAGAAAAGCCGGCUUCUGUACUAAAAUGGUGGAAGUGACAAUAAUCUUACAAACACUCCUGAAGGGCCUGGUUCAGAGAAGGCUCCAACAUCUGCACUAUGGUUCAUAGCUUUAUGCUCAAAGCUUUAUUUCGAGUUUGCAUCAACUGGGUUAUUGAGUUGUUUUAUUUUGAUUUUGGAAAGAAGCUCAAGUUCUGCUCCAACUGUUAUUGGGUCUCUCUCUCUCUCUCUCUGUGUAUCGAAGCCAUCAGCUGCAAAUGUUAUUUCUAUGUACAUUAACAUAUACAUAGGACUUGUAGCAGAGUUAAAUGGGUAGAAGGGUGGACAAGUUGAUCAUUGCAAUAUUGGUGUUGCUUUGUGUGACAGCAUUUAACUAGGACUGGUGAAUGGCAAGGCCAAUGUUGGUGGUGUUGCUUUUGCUCCACAAAAAAAAGAGGCCCUAAAAACUCUUCUUUAAGGUGCUAAUGUUUGAUGGAACAUGAAAGGCCAUCCAAAAGUCCAGACCUUUUAGUGGUGAUUUCUUAACUGCUCUUUGCCAGUGAAGAAAUUUAAAGGUAAAGUAAGUCUUCUUAUUCAUGCUCAGUGUCCUGCAUGCUUUUUUGGUAAGGUCAGUGUCCUCUAUGCUUUGGAACUAAAGAGACAACCUACCUUAUCACUCAAUGCCCAUGGGCUAAAGUGUUGAUAAAAAGUGGUAUUUUAAUGCCAUGCUAAACGGAAUGAAAUUUGUAACUGUUGACUUUACGAGGUCAAAUAAAGUUCAAGAUUAAUGACAAAUUAAUUUAACUGUUAAAAAUUAAUAACAUAUUAAUUUAACUAUUACAAUGAAUUAAUUAAAUAAUGAAUUUUUAAUUUAAUUGACUGUUACAAAAUUAAAUGAAAUUUUACGAAAUUAAUUGGUGGAAUUAAUUAGCUGAUUGAAUACCUUUGCAUGGAUGAGUAUAUAAAUUGACAUCAAUUCCUCAGUUUUCAUAAGUGUGUUUAGAAGAAGCUUUUGAGCUUUUUUCUCCAUGUCUAUCAAGAGUACUCUUUAGCAAGUUAUAGAUUUUCAGUGUAAUAUAGUUUAGACAAAUUUAAGUUUGUGAGAGAGAAGUUGCAAUGGUGCAAGAUUUUGAAAUUUUUGUACCUCUGUUGUAUCCUAAGAAAUAAACACAUCUAAAUUCACUAGUACAAUGAAAGGGUGAAUUUGUUUUAAAAGACAAUGUCUGGAACACAUGCCUUACAUCAAUUUUCAAAUCCUUCAUACAUAUUUCAUUGUUUAUACUAAGUUUUUAUACUAAUAUUUUGUUUAAUAUUUUUUGUAAAUAUUAUUUUUAAUUGUCUAGAUAAUUUUUGUUAGAAAUUUUAUGCUUUUUGUAUUCUAUUAUUUUUUAUGCUCCUUGUACUUGCUAUUUUUAUAUAAUUUUCUAACUUUUUCUAACAUAAAGCUGCAUGGUUUAAUAGCAAAUUUAAUUGGAAAUUUGUAUUCCUAUGCUUAGCCCAAUAAUAAAAGUAUAAGAAUUAUACUUUUAGGUCUCGAGUUUUAACCUUGAUUGGGUAAAAUCUCUCCUCUAGUUGCAAUAAGAUUAGUGUUUACUCCCCCCACAAAAAAAAAAAAAAAAAGAAAAAAGAAAAAAAAAUUGAUGAAAAUCUAGAGAUGGAUUCUUUUUAUUGGUUCAAAGAAGCAGAUCCAUUUCAAACCCUUCACUCUGCCAUAGGAGUUUUGGUUGGAAUUUUCUCAACAACCAAGUAUUCAUGUUGCUGGCUUUCACAAUGAAAAAUAGGGUCAUGGAUUCAGUACACGCCUCCUCUAAUUGGUCCCCUUCUCCAGAUGAAUCAUUAAUAUUAAUUUUGAUGGGGGCUUUUGUUACCAUCUCCAAAUCUACCAUAAUAGGAAUCAUUGCUCGAAACCUAAAUGCAGCAUUGGUCUAAUGCUGUCAUGUUGUCACUCCAUGUGAUUCAAGCUUAAAAGGACAAUAUAUGGGCUUAUUUCUGCGUGUGCACAGGCAAUUAAUGAGGGUGGGAGAAAUGUCAUUUUUUGAAGGUGACACAAAAAACUCGUGGAUGAUAUGAAAGAUAGGUUAUGUUGGCUGGGCAACCUCAAAGUUCCUCAUGUUUUCAGAGAAGCCAGUGAAGGUGACCCUAAAAACUCGUGGAUGAUAUUAAAGGUAUGUUAUGUUGGCUGGGCAACCUCAAAGUUCCUCAUGUUUUCAGAGAAGCCAGUGAAGGUGACCCAAAAAACUCGUGGAUGAUAUUAAAGAUAUGUUAUGUUGGCUGGGCAACCUCAAAGUUCCUCAUGUUUUCAGAGAAGCCAGUGAAGGUGACCCAAAAAACUCGUGGAUGAUAUUAAAGAUAUGUUAUGUCGGCUGGGCAACCUCAAAGUUGUUAUGUCGGCUGGGCAACCUCAAAGUUCCUCAUGUUUCUGGAGAAGCCAGUGGAGCUGCAGAUUAGCUUGCAAAAGUAGAGAGAAAAGGAGCUCUUACCUCAAGAUGGGGAAUUUGUUGUACCUAUUGAUUUUCUAUCUGCUCUUAACCAGGAUAUAAAUGGUUGUAAUCCGUUUUGGAAUGGAACUUUCAUAUUGACCCAAUAAAUGAAAACAAAACAGUAAUAAUAAUAAUAAUAAAAUAACUGAAUAAAUAUAUCAAGUAA
Molecule: messenger RNA, 5242 nt
Organism: Ziziphus jujuba (common jujube)
Lineage: Eukaryota; Viridiplantae; Streptophyta; Magnoliopsida; Rosales; Rhamnaceae
Exons: 9
Coding region: 164-991 (275 amino acids)
Source: RefSeq, a predicted model, not a curated record